Messenger RNA from Drosophila novamexicana, 4009 nucleotides. RefSeq names its product E3 ubiquitin-protein ligase Bre1 (gene Bre1). Bases 223 to 3411 code for a protein of 1062 amino acids. Gene Ontology annotation, cellular component: HULC complex; nucleus. Gene Ontology annotation, molecular function: ubiquitin protein ligase activity; metal ion binding. The transcript is spliced from 4 exons. Lineage: Eukaryota; Metazoa; Arthropoda; Insecta; Diptera; Drosophilidae. The record is from RefSeq and is a predicted model, not a curated record.
GAAAACUCCUUUAGAUUUCUGCCGCUUUGUUGAGUUAUUAAUUAAUGUUAAGCUAAAAAGUGUACAAACCAGAAAUUAAGCUGGCAGCGUCCGCCGAGCAGCACACAGCAAAAUGGAGUACAGCCACAGCCACGAAACUCGAAAAUCAAUAAUAGAGAAAAACGAAAUUAAUAGUUUAUUGCGCUUUUUUCUUGCUUUAAUUGUUGUUGCAGUUUAGAAAUUAUGUCAAAACGCAGUGCUGACGAUGCCAGUGGCACCGGCAGCGGAAGCAGCUGUUUGGUGGCUGCGGCGGCCGCUGGUCAGCCGCCCAUCAAGAAGGUGCACUUCGAGCCACACUUAAUUGGGCCGGUGUCGACGUUGGAGGAGAUGGAUAUCAAGGUGUUAGAGUUUCAGAACAAGAAACUCGCCCAGAGAAUAGAGCAGCGAAUGCGAUGUGAGGCAGAGCUGCGGCAUCGCAUUGAGCAGCUGGAGAAACGUCAGACGCAGGAUGAUGCGGUUCUUAACGUAGUGAAUAGGUAUUGGAAUCAGCUGAACGAGGACAUACGGGUGCUGUUGCAGAGAUUUGACGCCGAAACGGCCGAUGAGCUGGAGAACAAGAACGAGAACGAGGUGACCACCUCGUUUCUUACACAGCUGUCCACCUGGGACAAGGAGGAAUUGGACGAAAAGCUGGCCAAUCGUGUUCAGGUCUCUAAGCGCGCGGUGGCGAAGAUCGUCCAGGUUAUUGAUAGGUUAAUGCAACGUAACGAGAAGAUAACGCAUGUAUUGAAAGGUGAUGGUCUGGCCGGUGCAGGGGCGCAGGGAACGACAGCUGGCGGUGACGAGGAGCAGCAGUCUACCUCCGGUGCGGAGUCAGAUGCGGCAUCAACGGGGGUGGGGGUGCACGCUCUGGAAGAGACGUUAAAGAAGACUCAUAUUGAGAUUAUGACGGAGAAUCACAACCUGCAAAACCUGAACACGUCCCUGCACGAGAAAUUCCACACAAUGUCGCUGAAGAUGAAGGAGUAUCAGGAUGCGCUCACCGCCAAAGAGACGGAAAACGCUGAACUCAAAAACCAAAUCGAUGAGCUGCAAUAUGACCUGGAGAAAAUACAUUGUCGGAACGAUAAGCUGGAGAACCAUCUGGCUGAGGCCAUUGAGAAGCUUAAGGCAUAUCAUCAGAUCUACGGGGAUCCCAACAAAAGCAGCAACAGUGCCAAGACGCCCAGCAGCGGUGUGGGCUCCGGUGGUGGAGGUAGUGCAACGACCAAUGUGAAUAGUCAACACCUGGAGGAGCUGCAGAAGGAACUAGAGGAGCAUCGCGAGCUGGCCAACAAUCGGUUACAAGAGCUGGACAAGUUGCAUGCCACACAUCGCGAAACACUCAAGGAAGUGGAGAAACUUAAAAUGGAUAUCCGCCAGCUGCCAGAAUCGGUCAUAGUGGAGACAACAGAAUACAAGUGCUUGCAGUCGCAGUUCUCCGUGCUCUACAACGAGUCCAUGCAGAUCAAGACCAUGCUGGACGAGACGCGUAAUCAGCUACAGACCAGCAAGAAUCAACAUCUGCGCCAGAUCGAGGUGAUGGAGAGCGAGGAGCUCAUUGCUCAGAAGAAGGUGCGUAGCGAGAUGAUCCAGAUGGAGGACGUGCUGGCGCUCAUACGAAAAGAGUACGAGGCGUUGCGCAUUGAGUUCGAGCAAAACAUGGCCGCCAACGAGCAGACGGCGCCCAUCAAUCGCGAAAUGCGGCAUCUAAUCACGUCGCUACAGAACCACAACGGUCAGCUGAAGGGGGAGGUGCAGCGCUACAAGCGCAAGUAUAAGGACAUCUCCACGGACAAUGUAAAGCUGCGAAAGGAGCUGGAUGAGGCGCAAGCCAAGCUCGAGGGCAACAAGCAGCAACAGCAAUCGGCGGCCGCGGCGGCAGGUGAGGAAGUUAAACAGGAAUCAGCAGCCAACGUCAAAGAGGAGAAUGCUAACAACGCUUCAGCCGGCGGCGCGACGUCCAUGAACACAGCCUCCAAUGCAAGUGGCGACGCCAAUAUGGUCAUCAAAGAGGAGAACUCGGCCUCUGCCGAGGAUGACCUGGAUGACGAAGCCAGCGGUAAAGAUGUCAAGGACCCAAACAUUAAGCAAGAAAAGCUGUCAGCCAGCGAAGCCGCAGCAGCUGAAAAAAAGGAUUCGCCCGGACCGGCGAAUUCAACAGCAGCAACAGCUGGCACAGCAAAUGCAGUUAAAGCUGAAAAGGAUACCAAGGACGGCAUUAAGGCAAAGGAACUAAAGGCCGUGGAAAGUGAAACCGUGCGGGAUCUAAAAGCGCAACUCAAAAAAGCGCUGAACGAUCAGAAGGAAAUGAAGCUGCUACUGGACAUGUACAAAGGAGUCUCGAAGGAUCAGCGCGACAAGGUGCAGCUGAUGGCCACCGAGAAGAAGCUGCGUUCUGAGAUCGAAGAGCUGCGACAACAGCUGAAAAAGCUGCAGGAGAGCAAGCGAGAAGAGCGCAAGAAACUGGCCGAUGAGGAGGCACUGCGGAAAAUCAAGCAGCUGGAGGAGCAAAAAUACGAGCUGCAAAAGCAGGUGGCCAAUCACAAACCCACCGAGAAUACCUGGGGCGCUGCGCCGGGAGGUGGACCCGGUGGCCCGAACUACACUCGUCCGUUUGUCGGCUCCCAUGAGGAGGAGGCGUUGCUAAACGAGAUGGAAGUGACUGGCCAGGCGUUCGAGGACAUGCAAGAACAAAACUCAAGGCUUAUUCAGCAGCUGCGCGAAAAAGACGAUGCCAAUUUUAAGCUGAUGUCCGAGCGGAUCAAGGCAAACCAGCUGCACAAGCUGCUGCGCGAGGAGAAGACUGUGCUGGAAGAUCAAAUGACCACAGCGACGACUCAGAUCGAAGCCAUGCACAUUGUGUUGCGCAAACUGGAAGAGAAGGAGCGCAGCCUGCAGGCCACCGUCGCGUCUAUUGAAAAGGAGCUGAUGCUGCGCCAACAGGCCAUGGAAAUGCAUAAGCGGAAGGCCAUCGAAUCGGCGCAAUCGGCAGCAGACCUCAAGCUGCAUCUGGAAAAGUAUCAUGCCCAAAUGAAGGAGGCCCAACAGGUGGUCGCUGAGAAGACUAGCUCGCUGGAGGCGGAGGCGUACAAAACGAAGCGGUUGCAGGAGGAGCUGGCACAGUUCAAACGGAAGGCGGAGCGCAUGAAGAAGAUGGAAAUGUCGGGCACAACCAUCGACGAGGUGAUGAUCGAGGAAAUACGCGAAUACAAGGAGACACUCACGUGUCCCUCGUGCAAGGUGAAGCGCAAGGACGCCGUUCUCUCCAAAUGCUUCCAUGUCUUCUGUUACGACUGUCUGCGGACGCGAUACGAGACGCGGCAACGGAAGUGUCCCAAAUGCAACUGCGCCUUUGGCGCCAACGAUUACCAUAGGCUUUACCUGCAAUAGGAAGCAGGACAGACUAUCGAUCAUGAACACCGAACGUCUACAUACAAGCCAGCUAAUCCAUUACGAGCAUAUUAUCUAUGUACUAUUAAUAUAUAUAUAUAUAUAAUUGUUUUUAAGUGUCGCCCCUAUGCGACUCCCCUUUGUAUCCCUUGUAUACCUUGCGGCAAUUAUUUGAAUUUUUCAUUGUGGCCCCAAGCAUCUCAUAAGUUAUGAGUUCCGAGUGAUAUUCUCCCGGGUUUUUAUGUAGCUUCUAGAUUGAAACUAAAUCGUACGAACUUUAAUAAAUGGCUAUCAAUUAUUUUCAAUAGCAUUAAUACAACAAUAUUCAGCACAAUUGUGUUCUUGACAAGUCGUAACGGGUCAGAAUAGCUAAUUCUACUUGUAUAUAAGCCGUUAAAUUCUAAAACAUUUCUGUUUAAUGUAUUGACUUUCACAUCGUGUUUAAAUCUUCCUUAGACUUUUAGUUUUAAGCAAGCUUAUACGUUUUGCGUGGGCAUCUUCCAAUCUUUUUCCUAUUAAAAAAAUAAUUGAAAGCCUCAGCAAGGGAUGAAGGAGGUACACAACUCGUUUUAAAACUAAAAUCUUGUCCAACAGUUAC